AUGCCAUCCGGACUGAGGAAGACCCAGAAACUCCAGGGUCACAUGAGCCAUGGUCACAGCUGCAUCGGUAAACACCGCAAGCAGCCAGGAGGUUGUGGGAAUGCUGGAGGCGCGCAUCACCGCAGGAUCAACUUCAGCAAAUAUCACCCAGGUUACUUUGGGAAAGUUGGUAUGAGACAUUAUCAUUUAAAGUGGAACCAGAGCUUCUACCCGACUGUCAACCUGGAUAAAUUGUGGACACUGGUCAGCGAGCAGACACGGGUCAACGCUGCAAAGAACAAAACUGGGGUUUUGUUUCCCAUCAUUGAUGUUGCACGAUCAGGUUAUUACAAAGUUCUGGGGAAGGAAAAACUUCCUAGGCAGCCUGUCACCGUGAAAGCCGAAUUUCUCAGCAGAAGAGCUGAAGAGAAGAUAAAAGGUGUUGGAGGUGCCUGUGUCCUGGUGGCUUGA
This is a messenger RNA of Arvicola amphibius (Eurasian water vole), 450 nucleotides long. RefSeq names its product 60S ribosomal protein L27a-like. The record is from RefSeq and is a predicted model, not a curated record. Lineage: Eukaryota; Metazoa; Chordata; Mammalia; Rodentia; Cricetidae. Gene Ontology annotation, cellular component: cytosolic large ribosomal subunit. The transcript has a single exon. The coding region runs from base 1 to 450 and encodes 149 amino acids. Gene Ontology annotation, molecular function: structural constituent of ribosome.